UUAAAACACUACAAUUACUCCAUGUCUACCCGCGUCUUUCUCCUCACACUCGCUCUCUGCAUCUCUCUUUCCUCCGCCUCAGCCUCCGCCGCCCGCUUCCCCUCCAUCCCCAAGCCCACCGCCACCGCGGCCGUAUCUCCGAUCCAACAAGCCUGCAAAUCCACCCGCUUCCCUGACACAUGUCGGGCCUCCCUGACCAAAAAAAUCCAUGACCUUCCCCCAAACCCUACCCCUCUCCAAACACUUCAACUAGCCCUCAAUGUCUCCUCCGACGGCCUCAACACCGCCAAAAAGAUGGUUUCCGACAUUCUCAAAACCGCCGCCGGCAGCCAGAACCGCACAACCGCCGCCAAAAACUGCCUCGAUUUUCUACAAAAUUCCGAGUACCGUAUUUCACUCACCAAUGACGGCCUCUCAAGUGGCCGUACGAAGACCGCACGAGCCGCCAUGAGCUCCGCCCUGAUGUACCAGUACGACUGCUGGUCCGCCUUCAAGUACGCCAACGACACCCAGUUAGUCGUCUCCACCAUGUCGUUCAUUAACGACACGCUGACCGUGGACUCCAGCAACGCCCUUAGCAUGAUCUUCUCCUACGAAAACUUCGGAAACGACACCAAGUCCUGGACCCCGCCCAAGACCGAGCGAGACGGGUUCUGGGAACCUGUCACGCCCGGAUCACAUAAGUCCCCUCCAGAACUUUCGAUACCGAAAAAUCUGAUGGCGGACGUGACUGUUUGCAAGGACAAAGGUGUUAAGUGUUACCGGACCAUACAGGAGGCGGUGAACGCGGCGCCGGAAAACUCCGACAAGAAAUUCGUGAUUCAGAUAAAUGCCGGGGUGUAUGAAGAGAUUGUUAAGGUUCCUCUAGGGAAGAGAAAUGUUGUGUUUUUAGGGCAAGGGAUGGGCAAAACAGUAAUUACAGGUUCUUUGUUUGUGGGCCAGCCGGGAAUUUCUACCUACAACUCCGCCACCGUGGGCGUUUACGGCGACGGCUUCAUGGCCAGAGACGUCACAUUCCAAAACACGGCGGGCCCCGACGCCCAGCAGGAGGUUCACCAGGCGGUGGCUUUCCGAUCAGACAGUGAUCACUCCAUCAUAGAAAAUUGUGAGUUCCUAGGGCACCAAGACACUCUCUACGCCCACGGCAACCGCCAGUUCUACAAGUCAUGCAAAAUUCAAGGCAAUGUAGAUUUUAUAUUUGGAAACUCGGCUGCCAUUUUCGAGGGCUGCACCAUCCUCAUUGCGCCGAGGCAAGUAAACCCCGAAAAAGGCGAGAAGAAUGCCGUGACGGCUCACGGCAGGACCGACCCGGCGCAGGCCACAGGGUUCGUGUUCCGGAACUGCUUCAUAAACGGAACGGAAGAGUACAUGAAGUUGUACAACAUUAACCCCAAAGUGCACUUGAACUUCUUGGGGAGGCCGUGGAAGGAGUUUUCGAGGACGGUGUUCUUGAACUGUAGUAUGGAAGCUCUGGUUUCGAAAGAAGGGUGGUUGCCUUGGAGUGAGGAGUUUGCUUUGGCGACGCUUUACUAUGGGGAGUAUGGGAACUCGGGACCGGGGGCGGAUUUGGCCGGUAGGGUGAAGUGGAGUAGCCGGAUUCCGGUACAGCAUGUUGGUGCAUAUUCGGUGCAAAAUUUUAUUCAGGGAGAUGAGUGGUUGGUUUCCAACUAGAGAAGCGGGAGAGUUUUAAGAGUAUGAUAUUGUAAUAAACUUUUAACAGUCCAUUCUCUAUGAAUUUAGAUGUAUGCUUGCAACAUGAAAAUCAACUACAAUAAUAUUUGUUAGGAAUAUGUUAAUAGAGCGUAUUAGGAUCAUGAGCUUAUUUCUCCUGUAUAUAAGCUAUGGUUGCACAGUUUUUUUUUUUUUUUUUGCUCUCUCUCUCUCUCUCUGGAUUCAUUGUUGC
This is a messenger RNA of Rosa chinensis, 1903 nucleotides long. RefSeq names its product probable pectinesterase/pectinesterase inhibitor 51. Bases 22 to 1671 code for a protein of 549 amino acids. NCBI's taxonomy places the organism in Eukaryota, Viridiplantae, Streptophyta, Magnoliopsida, Rosales, Rosaceae. Gene Ontology annotation, molecular function: pectinesterase inhibitor activity; pectinesterase activity. Gene Ontology annotation, biological process: cell wall modification. The record is from RefSeq and is a predicted model, not a curated record. The transcript has a single exon.